This is a messenger RNA of Megalopta genalis, 1152 nucleotides long. RefSeq names its product chromatin remodeling complex subunit BCL7B-like protein (gene BCL7-like). Lineage: Eukaryota; Metazoa; Arthropoda; Insecta; Hymenoptera; Halictidae. The record is from RefSeq and is a predicted model, not a curated record.
CAGUAAUUUGUACCACUGAUAUUCAUAUUACCUCAAAUACGCGAUAUUAUAUUUCAACUUUUAUUAAUAAUAAUUACUAUUUUGUCAAUGUCUGUAAUUACUGUGUAUUCCUUAUAUAUAUAAUUUAACUGAAUGAAAAUGGCUGAAUUUCUUGCGUAUAAGUAAUUCGAAUGUGUUCACUCCAGUUAUUGAGUGUCACUGGUUUCCGCCAUUCCCUCCGCACCCCUGUGAACUAUCCCAGACAUAUUAUCUUGUUAUGAUUGUAGUUCCCGUUCUUGGCUUGAACCCGAAGACGUUUACGACCGUACUGUCGAAAUUCGCGACUGCUGUCAGUUUCCUAACCUCUUCACCGACGAAUGUUCCGGUGUUUCGUGUUGUGUUCAAUUAAUAGUGAUUUAUAACCACAUAACAUGAUGUCGCGGUCAGUGCGUGCAGAGACUCGUAGUCGUGCCAAGGAUGAUAUUAAGCGUGUAAUGCAAGUUGUUGACAAAGUUCGCCAUUGGGAGAAAAAAUGGGUCACAAUAGGAGAAACAACUAUGAAGAUCUAUAAGUGGGUGCCCAUUUCAACACUUGAUCAGAAGAAGGGAAAGACAGUUGCAGACAAAGAAAAUGGUUUACCAAGAAAGAGUGGAUUAGAUUCUUCAAAUUCUAACUUUGGACUUACAGAAGACUCUAACACAUGUUUCUCAACAGUUAGUGAUUCUCAAGGUUUAACAGAUUUCUCUGCACAUUUGGGAUUUUCAGAAGAUUCAAAUUCACAAAAUAGCGAACCAACAUCUAAAAGGUUAAAGACUGAUUAAAAUUUAUUCUGUAACUGUUAUUUGGAAACUGAGGUAUUUAGGAAAUCAUUUACAUCUUUUACAAAUUUGCACCUGAUAAAAUUAUCUUUAAUCAUAAUCAUCACUGGAUACAUUAAAAGAACUUUAUUUCAUUUUUUAUUCUAUUUCAUGUUCAGUUAUAACUCUUAUAUAUGGAAAAAAAAUGAAUACUUUUACGAUAUUGUUUAUUUUUUUAUACGUGCAUUUGUUACAAAUUUUCAUCUUUCAGUUUAGAAUCUAAAAUUAAUAAUAGUUCAUUAAAACAUUUAUGUUGAAUGUUUAGUCUGUUUGGGAGAAAGUAAAGGAAAUGUAAGAUCUCAGUACUCAAAACGGA